Hyalella azteca is the source of this 669-nucleotide messenger RNA. Its product is annotated as aquaporin AQPAe.a-like. Gene Ontology annotation, cellular component: plasma membrane. The record is from RefSeq and is a predicted model, not a curated record. Gene Ontology annotation, molecular function: water channel activity. The transcript is spliced from 3 exons. Gene Ontology annotation, biological process: transmembrane transport. Lineage: Eukaryota; Metazoa; Arthropoda; Malacostraca; Amphipoda; Hyalellidae. The coding region runs from base 2 to 415 and encodes 137 amino acids.
CAUGGGCGUGAGCCACGUGAACCCUGAUCUUACGAACGGUCAGGCGUUCGGCGUGGAGGUUAUAUGCACAUUCGUGCUGAUCCUGACCGUCUUCGGCGUCACCGACUCCCGCAGGGCUGAUGUCAAAGGCCCCGUCGCCCUCGCCAUCGGCUUUGCUGCCAUCGGCACUCAUUUGUUUGGCAUCCCGUACACCGGUGCCUCGAUGAACCCAGCUCGCUCGUUUGGGCCGGCGCUUGUGAUGGGGGGAGACGCCUGGACCCAGCACUGGAUCUACUGGGUGGGGCCUUUGUUUGGCAGUAUCCUGGCCACCCUCCUUUACACGCUCGUGUUCAGGGAGAAGAAAAUUCUGCUUGUGAGAGAAGAAGCGCCCGAGAACAACUGUGUUGACGAAGCCGAGCUCAAGAUGAUGAGCUAAUGAUUUCCUGCCACUCCAGUUGUUUCAAAAGUAAUUUUCAACUGAAAAAUUAUUUUUAACUUUCAAAUCAAGCGUCAAAAGUUUUGUUACUCUUUUCACAGAUGUUAUCAACCUCAAACUUCCCAAACCUUUCUAUUAACUCCGUAAAAUUGACUUAUUACAUUUAUAAUUAACUUAUCCUUAAUUUUGGAUCCCCUGUGGUACGCCUAUCAAUUAGUGAUUAUUAUGUUGGUUAUUUUCCCAUUAAUUUUAAG